AGUCUUGGUCAACCAGGUGUCGAUGUACACGUACGACACGACAUGGAAGGACCACCGGGAUCAGCAGCUGUCCUGCACCUUCAAUUUUUGGUCAACGAAGGUUCCCUGAUAUCAGCGACGGCCGAUGACACUUUACACCUUUGGAGCUACAAACAAAAAGUACCCCAAAUUAUACAGAGUUUGAAAUUUCAAAAAGAAAAGAUUACGUGUAUGCACCUACCUCUUCAAUCUAAAUGGCUGUACAUAGGCACAGAAAAAGGCAACGUUCAUGUAGUACAAAUAGAAAGUUUUUCAUUAUCAGGAUACGUAAUUAAUUGGAAUAAAACAAUCGAACUAACUAGGAAAACACAUCCUGGCGCAAUAGUUCAUUUAAGUGAUAAUCCAUUAGAUGCUAGUAAGUUAUUAAUAGGUUAUGAAAGCGGCCAAAUAGUGUUAUGGGAUUUAAGAAAUAGAUGUUCGGAUAUGCGGUGCUUGACCAGUGAGCUAAGAUCAAUAUCAUGGCACUUCGAAGGUAAACAGUUUAUGUGCUCGCACACAGACGGUACCUUGACGACGUGGAAUAUUAGGAAUAGUCAAAAAUAUGUACAUAUUUCGCAACCUCAUGCCAAAUUUAAUAAAGAUGGAAAAGCCGAACAAUGUAAACCUAUUAAUAAGGUGGAAUGGAAAACUAGUAAAACGGGGGAAGCUUUUGUGAUAUUUUCCGGUGGAAUGCCUUAUGACCAAGCUUGUAGAACGCCCAGUAUUACUGUUGUACAUAAUAAAACAACAACCGUUUUAGAAAUGGAACAUAACGUUAUAGAUUUUGUUACUUUAUGCGAAUCACCUUAUAUAAGCGAUAUGCAAGAGCCCUACGCAAUAAUAGCUCUACUGCAAAACGACUUGGUCGUUAUGGACCUUCAAACGCCAGGAUUUCCCUGCAUAGAAAACCCUUAUCCGAUGGACUUACAUGAAUCGCCAGUGACUUGCGUCAGUUAUCUAGCAGAUUGCCCUGGUGAUCUUAUUCCUGCGUUUUAUUCGGUGGGCAGAGCGGCAGCCACCAAACGACAAGGAGUUAGCGAAAUGGACUGGCCCAUCACUGGUGGUACUUGGUCCGCACAGGGUUGUAGUUAUCCUGAAGUUAUUUUAACUGGACACGCAGAUGGCAGUAUACGAUUCUGGGACGCUAGCGCAGGCACGUUGCAAGUGCUCUACAAGCUAAAAACCGCAAAAGUUUUCGAAAAACCCAAAUCCAGAUCGACGGAAUCCGAAGACGACCCGUUCGCGAUACACUUGAUAUCGCUAUGCCCCGAAUCCAGGAAACUGUGCGUCGCCGGCGCUUCCAGUCAUGUGAUAGUGUUUACGUACAAAAAAAUCGAAAGCAUUGAUGAGGUUACGGUAUUAGAAAUUCCCAUAGUUUACGAAGUCGUUGAAGACGAAAUAUCUCCCGACUGUCAGUUUUCCGGCCCUGGGAGCGGUGGAUCUGGUAAUAAGCUGGAAAUGUUGGAUUUCGACAAUAAAAGAGAAAAUUCCACAUUGAAAGUACGAACAACAGCUCAAAAAAAGCCUCCAGGAUUUCAAGCCGUUUUAGUUUGUUUAACUCCUUGGAGCAAUGGCGAACCACCAAGUCACAUUACGUCUUUAACAAUAAAUAGUUCAUACGGAUUAUUGGCUUAUGGAAAUGAAGCCGGCCUUGUGAUAGUAGACACUGAACAACGUGUUUGCCUGCUGAACGUUGGCAGUCCUGAUUUGUACGGAGCUCAAGAUCCUUACUCACGAGUGCCACGGAGUCCCAAAAAGAACCAACUCGGGCCUGAUGGUUUGCCUUUGGAAUUCGACAAACAACCGAGGAGUCCUAGUAUCGAUCAGAUGGGCCGUUCUCCCGAGUCACCAUUUUGUUUCGCCCCCUGUCCCACGCCAAUAGAACAAGCUCAAGAAGCUAUCGAAGACGACAUACCGAUUCCUAUUCUUCAACUUGCAACCAGAAGAAAGUCGUCAACGUGGAAAGGGCUGAAGAGACAACUGAGCAAGGUGGACAUUAAGCUUAAGAACCCUCUAAAGGAAAAACGACAUAGCGUAUUUUAUUCGGGAGUAUUGCCUGGAAACGAUAUUAUUGAUCACUUGGAGGAGGAACUGGAGAAUUUCGGUUCACAGGAUUCGGCAGAGGAAGUGACUGUGGUCGAUCAGUUUAUUCGUGUCAAAAGUCCCGAAUCCUGCAAUCACAGCGAACUAUCUUCCGGUCAAAUGUCGCCAUUGGACUUAGACGAAAAUUUCGAAGCCGAACUCAGUCCGGAUCAGCCCGGAAGCAGAAAAAUGAGCUACGCUAUACGUCCGGAUAAUUUAGAAUUGUUAGACGAAGAAGGUUCGCCAAUGAGACCUCCGAGAGGCGUUAAAAAGAAACAGCAACAGCCCAGAAAAGAAGGCGAAAGAUUGUUGUCGGUGCCGAAUAUCAAAUUUUUGAAGGGCGAAGGACAGAGCCUGAAAGAUCUAAGAGAUAAGGAAGAUAUUCUGACGAGUCCGCAACCCUCGUUUACCGGAAACUUCAUGCGGCGUUUCAACAAACUGGAUAGCAGUUUUUCGAGGUCAAGGUCAAGUUCAAUGAGCAGCUUGGAAAACAUCACGUCCGAAUCUGUACAAUGUUUGGUGUUUGCUGAUUCAUAUACCAAGAAGUCAGAACCGACAGUUCUUACACCAACCCUCUGGAUCGGUACGAGUCUAGGUUCAGUCUUACCAAUACUGAUAAUACCACCAGAUCCCGACAGUAGAUCCUCUCAACCAGUGGUAGUUUCGAUGGUUGGAAUGACGAUAUUUAGACUAAAAGGAGGCAUUUUAACGUUGUCCUUUCUGGACUGCAACGGAUCUCUGAUACCUUACUCUUACGAGAACUGGAGGGAUGAUAAUCGAGAGAAACGAGAAAGAGACCGAACACCGACAAGAAAUCAAAACCGCAUGAGUCCUACUUUAGGUGAAAAUUCCACAAGAAGCGACAACUACAACGACAGGCAAUUCGUGGUGAUAGCCAGUGAAAAACAGGCCAGGGUUGUAGCUCUACCUUCGCAAAACUGCGUUUACAGGCAGCAAUUAGCUGACAGUGAUUUUGUAGUGAAAGCUGAAGUAAUAUCAUUUAAAGACAGCGUAUGCCUGGUGACCUACGUUUCAAAUGGACAUUUGAUGGCCUACAGUCUUCCCAGCCUAAGACCUCUUCUAGACGUUGACUUUUUACCAUUGUCAGAAUUGAGUUUCCAGACACCCAGUAAUAAGGGAAUUGUAGACCCCAUGUUAUCGAUAUGGGGCCAGCAACUUAUUGUUAACGAGGACACCGAUCAAAUUGCCAGGACAUUCGGAUUCAGUAAUAGAGGACACGGAUUGUAUUUGGCGUCGCCGUCGGAAUUGCAGAAGUUCACUUUAUGUACAGAUUUUUGCAAUGAACUAGCCGAAAUGUUAGGCGAACUUUUUUUAACGUGCGAAAUGCCAGAACCACCCAAAAUCGGAUUUUUCAAAGGACUCUUUGGCGGUGGAGUCAGUUAUUUAGACCGAGAAGAACUAUUCGGCGAAUCGAGUGGUAAGGCAAACAAAUCGAUAGCCAAACACAUACCAGGAAACAUGGGCGACGUUGGUCAAAGGGCGUCGAGUGCCUGCAGCGAAGUGAAUCGGGCCCACAAGCUAAUGCUGGAACGUGGCGAGAAACUGAGCCAAUUAGAGGAGAGAGCCGAGCGCAUGCGUAACGAAGCGGAAAAUUUCGGUUCUACAGCGCACGACCUCAUGUUGAAGUACAAAGACAAAAAGUGGUACCAGUUAUGA
Ceutorhynchus assimilis (cabbage seed weevil) is the source of this 3777-nucleotide messenger RNA. The record is from the annotation of a GenBank genome assembly. Lineage: Eukaryota; Metazoa; Arthropoda; Insecta; Coleoptera; Curculionidae.